Molecule: messenger RNA, 3030 nt
Organism: Fonsecaea nubica
Lineage: Eukaryota; Fungi; Ascomycota; Eurotiomycetes; Chaetothyriales; Herpotrichiellaceae
Exons: 1
Coding region: 1-3030 (1009 amino acids)
Biological process (GO): phosphatidylinositol-mediated signaling; lipid metabolic process
Molecular function (GO): calcium ion binding; phosphatidylinositol-4,5-bisphosphate phospholipase C activity
Source: RefSeq, a predicted model, not a curated record
AUGGCAGGUCCUAAGCCUGUGGGAAUCAUGCGCAAGCUCUCCCAAAGUGCCAAAGAGGGGGUAUCCUCUGCUCGACAGACUCUGAGGAGAAAGGCUUCAUCCUCCGCGCAUUCCCGUCGAGAUGAAAGCACAGGCCCUAUCACUAGGCGUCGCAGCGACAGCAAGAACGCCAUUGCAAAUGGAUACUCUGUCGAGUCACCGUCCUUGGAUGCUCUGCCUUUGGAUCUACCGCCGGGGUUGGGCCUGUAUGGUGAUACGAUGAGCAUUUCAAGCGAGCCCACAACAUUGAUAGACACAAGUCCCGAGGGCCAAGCUCCGUCCGUCCCUGAGCACUUGGUGGCAGGCUGCCCACUGACCAAGAUCACCAAGAAUAAAAAGCAAGAGAAAUUAUUCUUCAUGGAUGUCGAGGGUUCACGUGUCUCAUGGAAGGGCGCUGUUACCACCAAAGUCUUCCAUAUCGACAACAUCAAGAGCAUCCGAAGUGGUGAGGAAGCUGCGAGCUUCCAGUCACAGCUCCGUGGUGAGGCUGUCGACCCGGAACUAUGUUUCACCAUCAACUAUACCACAUCGGAUUCGGCCAAGCAAGUCAAGUCAUUGCACCUCGUUGCUCGUAAUCACCGGGACCUCCGACUAUGGGUCGAGACGUUGGAGAGCCUGGCGAAGCACCGAGAGGAGCUGAUGACCAGCAUGGUUGGCUCUACCGAGCGUGAAUCGGUUGUGAGAGCUCACUGGGACAACGAAAUGGCAAAGCGAACGGUUAAGAACAACACCGCCAAAGCCGACGGUCUUGACCUUCCCACCAUACAGGUGCUUUGUCGUAAACUCCACAUCCACAUUCCCGAGAGGGAGCUGGAGGAACAUUUCCAUUCAGUCGACGUCAACAAGUCAGACCUCUUGGACUACCCUCAAUUCAGAGACUUCCUGAGACGUCUUCGCGAAAGAAGCGACAUCAGGAAGAUCUUCGACGAUGUGAGAGGUAGUCAUGCCAGGGGCGUAACGAGGUCUCAAUUUAUUCACUUCCUUAAACGCUAUCAAGGCAUCGAUCUCGCUUCUCUCUCGGACCCGAGUGUCUGGGAAGAAAAGAUCAACGACUUGGUAGCCAUGUCUUUUCCAGAGGAUCCAUCUAUGCAAAGAGCUGGUCUCAUUGAUGCUAACGCUUUUGCGUCAUUCAUUGUCUCCAAGGAUUGCCAUGUCUAUUCCGUCCCCGAACCUUCUACCCCUAAAUUUGAUCGACCUUUGGGCGAAUACUUCAUUUCAAGUUCGCACAAUACAUAUCUCACCGGUUGGCAAGUGGGAGGCACUGCUUCAGCCGAAACAUAUCUCACCGCGCUGCGACACGGAUGCCGCUGCGUGGAAAUUGACUGCUGGAACGGUCAAGACGGCAACCCGAGAGUGACCCACGGUCGUACCAGGACGACUUCUGUACUCUUCUCGGACUGCGUCAAUGCCAUCCAAAGAUGCGCUUUUGAUGUCAGCCCUUACCCGGUGAUCAUUUCUCUCGAGGUUCAUUGUGAUGCCGAGCAACAAGCCAAAAUGGUGCAGAUCAUGAAUGACGUGUUUGGAGAGCGACUACUCCUUCAUCCCUUGCCUGGUUUCGACGCACAACUACCUUCGCCUGAAGACCUCAAGUACAAAAUCCUCAUCAAAGUCAAGUCUACCGAGCUUCACGCUGAUCUCACGGCCUCGCGACGUGCGGCCCCCUCGCAUCGAGAUCGGAGCGCAAGUUCUCCUAACAGGCUCGGUGCCCAACCAACAAACUGGGUUCUCCCGAAGGUACCCUGUGUCUCAAAUCCGGCAUUGGUUACACCACCAGAGACCAUCUAUUCUCCCACUGACCGAUCGGUCACGGCAACCAGCGGAAGCAGUGCGGACGAGGAGAGUGAUGUCCCACCCACCUCCCCUUCGACUGGAGAAGGUCAGCGCCGUGCCCCGAAGCUAAGCAAGGUCGGCUCCCAGUUGUCUGCUCUCGGCGUGUACAUGAAAGGUUACACGCUCCGCGAUGCCAAAGAUCUUCGUUUCCAACAAUACAACCAUAUCUUCUCGCUCAACGAAAACAGAGCUAUCGAGCUCUGUCGCUCGGCAGAGCAGAAAGCUCUCUUUGAAGACCACAAUCUUCAUUACUUAUGUCGGGUCUAUCCCAAGACUCUGAGAUUCCAGUCGUCCAACUUUGACCCCAACACCUUCUGGAGGAGGGGUGUCCAAAUGGUUGCCUUGAACUGGCAGACAUUUGAUGCUCAUAUGCAAAUGAACCAGGCAAUGUUUGCCGCUGGGACGGAUGCGUAUGGCUACGUGUUGAAGCCAGACUAUCUCCGCAAGCCUCGGACCAAACCUGGAGAUUUUGAGCAUCGGGUGAAACUGCCUCGCUAUAGGAUCAGGUUCUCGGUCCAGGUGAUUUCCGCUCAGCAGCUGCCUCGAGCGGCGAACAUGGGCAAAGAAACGCCCUUGAAUCCGUACAUUGAGGUGCAAAUGUUUAGUGCGGAGGACCGAGCUCGAGGAAUUGCGAACGGCUCCGGUGGCACUGAGACCUACUCCAACGGCUACCAUGGCAUUGGAUCACCCUACCGUCGACAAACGCAGAUUAGGUUUGGCAAUGGUUACAACCCUCAGUUUGGGGAAAACAUUGAACUUUCCCUGGAGACUAAAUACCCGGAGCUUGUCUUUGUCCGAUUCAUCGUCUUGAACUCGGACGACGGGAGGUACACGGGCAAAGGAGUCAAGCAACUGGCUGCAUUCACUGCCAAGCUCGACAGCCUGCAGAAAGGAUAUCGACACCUCCCGUUGUUUAACGGACAAGGGGAAGAGUUUAUCUUUUCCACUCUCUUCUGCAAGAUUGCCAAGCAGGAGCCCAAGCUGAUGCCCUGGUCAUUGCAAGACGUCACCGAGCGGACUCCCCGCCCCAACGUGCUUCGAGGCUUCCUUUCACGCGGACUGUCGAGCGACCGAGGGAGAGAGCGCGGGUCCAGUGUCGAAGAAGUGGACGCGGGCCGACGGUCCAACCGUGAGAUUGAGGAGAAAGUGGGCAAAAAGUGA